GGGACCGAGCCGAGGGGCCGAGAGGGGCUCGAUGGGGCCGGGGUGGGCGCAGGGCCUCGGCGGGGCCGCUUCCGGGCGGAGGGAGCCGUAUAUAAGGGCGGCGGCGCGGCAGCCGGGCCCUCUUUCGCCGCCCCGGCAGCGAGAUGACCAAGAAGAGGAGGAACAACGGCCGGGCCAAGAAGGGCCGCGGCCAUGUCCAGCCCAUCCGGUGCACCAACUGUGCCCGCUGCGUCCCCAAGGACAAGGCCAUCAAGAAGUUUGUCAUCAGGAACAUCGUCGAGGCCGCGGCGGUCAGGGACAUCUCAGAGGCCAGCGUCUUUGACUCCUACGUCCUGCCCAAGCUGUACGUGAAGCUGCAUUACUGCGUCAGCUGCGCCAUCCACAGCAAGGUGGUGAGGAACCGCUCGCGGGAGGCGCGCAAGGACCGGACCCCCCCGCCCCGCUUCA
This is a messenger RNA of Oxyura jamaicensis (ruddy duck), 447 nucleotides long. RefSeq names its product ribosomal protein S26 (gene RPS26). Gene Ontology annotation, biological process: translation. The transcript has 3 exons. Gene Ontology annotation, molecular function: structural constituent of ribosome; mRNA binding. The record is from RefSeq and is a predicted model, not a curated record. The annotation marks the transcript as partial. Gene Ontology annotation, cellular component: ribosome; cytosolic small ribosomal subunit. Lineage: Eukaryota; Metazoa; Chordata; Aves; Anseriformes; Anatidae.